Molecule: messenger RNA, 540 nt
Organism: Dreissena polymorpha
Lineage: Eukaryota; Metazoa; Mollusca; Bivalvia; Myida; Dreissenidae
Exons: 5
Coding region: 159-401 (80 amino acids)
Source: RefSeq, a predicted model, not a curated record
GCGGUUAAGCUUUAUUGAUUGCACUUACAGCCCCUUGUCACGUAUAAAGAUUUUAUGUGCAACUCCGGAACGUAUAUAAACGCUCGUCGAUUGAUGCCACAUCGCCACAAAGUCCUCUCGACUUGCGAAUCUUACCUUCACCUCGACACCUAACAACCAUGAAGUUCCUGGUUUGCGUGAUGGUCUUGGCGGUGCUCUGCCAGGCCGCUAUUGCCUUCAACAACUGGCCCGUGGUCGGCGGAGGCUGGGGAUUAGGCGGCCCAGGAUACCUGGGGGAUUGGGGAUACGGUGCUGGUGGCUACCCCUUCUACGGCGGCUUGGGUUACCCACAUGGUGGAUUCUACCCAUAUCGGAGAUGGGGUCAUCCGGGUCACUAUUUGGGAAAGAAGGCUUAUUACUGAGACCUUACUACAGCUUGAAAUAUUGGAAUAUUACUACUGCCUGACUCAACGGACAAUGCCUAGGAUGCUUUACUAUUGAAAUAUACUAAUUCAUUCAUUAAAACACAAGAAAAUAAAGGAAAUAGCAAGUUAAUAUAAA